Messenger RNA from Alternaria incomplexa, 1062 nucleotides. RefSeq lists its product as uncharacterized. NCBI's taxonomy places the organism in Eukaryota, Fungi, Ascomycota, Dothideomycetes, Pleosporales, Pleosporaceae. Bases 1 to 1062 code for a protein of 353 amino acids. The record is from RefSeq and is a predicted model, not a curated record. The transcript has 2 exons.
AUGCGUCAAUAUGAAGAAGACAAGGUGAGCCAGAAGAGGAAGGAGUGCCAAAGGCGCGAAGCGAAUGUUGCGCUUUCGCAUGUUAUCAUCCACGAAGAUCCUGCAGGAAAAGAUGAGACACCAGUACCAGGGCAUGAUGAGAAGCUACCGGCGAAAGACGUAUCGCCAGAUCCUUCUGACGCUGCUCAGUCACUUCGCCCUCUACCGCAGAUCUCGCGCAAAAGACAACGCGAGCCUAGUUGCGAGUCACGAGACCCGUCACUCAAGGAGUCGAUUGUGGAUACAUCCCAGCGUAAAUCAACCGACGUACACAGCCCGUACUCAGAAUCAGCGACCGCCCCAUUGGAAUACUACAUCCGCCUAGCCUCAAAGUCCAUAUCGCUCCCAGCCCCUUCCGACUCGUACUUCACCUCACCAAAGCAUGCGCCAGUACUCCAUCGCAAUCGCGAGAACAAGAUCAUAAUGUACACUGGCUCCUUCAACCCACCGCAUCUUGGUCACAUCGAACUGGCCUUCCACACAUUCCUACGCAGCUCCUCCACCACCAUCGCCGUUGUCUUACUUCCACUACGCGACAGACUCAAAGCGAAAGACGGCGCUAUGAUUAACGGAAAAGUCUUCGCCACCGAGAAAGAACAAAGAAUCGCGCUACUACAAAACGACCUACUGCAGCGCUGGACUUGGUUCUACAAAGGCCAUCGCACAGAUCUGGAAAGAUACGGGACUACUCUGAUCGAAGAAGCGAAGAAAGACGGAUUUCAAGUUUCCUUUGUAGUCCUAGCUGGAAGCGAUAAAUUCGAACGCGAGAAAGUGGAAUCGAAGCCCUUUUGGAUCUCAGGAUGGGGAGAAAUAAUCACCAGCGACAUUACCCGGGCAUCUAGUCUGUUCAAGGGUCCAAAGCGUCCGCCCAGACGGUUACCUGGAUCUAUGAAUGCGGAGGCGCGAGUCACGAAUGUCGCAUAUCUCUACGGAUCCAAGAGUACUGCGGUGGGCAUGCUGCUUUGGAAGGCGAGGCGCAUGUUAGAUCCAGGCAAGACAACUUACUGCAUGAAAUUCUGGUAA